AUGACUGAUCCAGCUUUUCUCUUCAACAAUGGAUAUGUCGACUACUAUGACUGUAGCUUCAACUAUUCCACUUCUCUCUCACACAUCUACAACUCUCAUGGGAACUUAUAUUACCCUCACCAUACCACAGACCCAGUCAUCAACACAACAAAGCCUAAUUCUACAUUACCUGACUCUCCUCCACUUAGAGAAGCUCUUCCUCUUCUUAGCUUAAGCCCCAUUCAUAAGCAUCAAGAACCUAUUGUUCACCAUCAUGAGUACUAUUUAGUGGAGACGACAGAAACUUCUUCUAAUUCAAACUUUCUCGACCAGUCCCAAGAAACUCAUAAUCAUGAUGUAACCGUGGAUCUUCAUCUAGGGCUACCAAACCUUGGUGGUAGCGGGAGCAGCAGCAGCGAUAAUGUCCUUCAUUCCACCGACGACCAAAAGCAUCAUCAUGAUUAUCAUCAAGAUCGUCAUCAAGAUCAAGGAGUAGAAGUUCAACUUGCUUCCCAUGAUGAUGGCUAUGGUGGUUUGCAACGGGGUGAUCAUCAUUAUCAUCAUCACUAUUGGAUCCCUACUCCUUCUCAGAUUUUGAUGGGUCCUACACAGUUCUCUUGUCCUCUAUGCUUUAAGACCUUCAACAGAUACAACAACAUGCAGAUGCACAUGUGGGGACAUGGCUCACAAUACAGAAAAGGACCGGAGUCGCUAAGAGGGACACAACCAACGGCGAUGCUGAGGCUGCCGUGCUACUGCUGCGCACCGGGAUGCAAGAACAACGUUGACCACCCGAGGGCAAGGCCGCUCAAGGACUUCCGUACGCUUCAAACACAUUACAAGCGGAAACACGGUGUGAGGCCCUUUGCUUGUCGUAGGUGUGGAAAGGCUUUUGCGGUCAAAGGAGACUGGAGGACGCAUGAGAAGAACUGUGGGAAGCUUUGGUACUGCUCAUGUGGCUCGGAUUUUAAGCACAAGAGGUCGCUUAAGGACCACGUCAAGGCUUUUGGGAACGGUCAUGUUCCUUGUUGUGGCACUGAUUGCUUCGGCGAGCAUGAGGACGAGGAGGCUGCUUCUGAUGUCGAGCAGCAAGAAUGA
Microthlaspi erraticum is the source of this 1077-nucleotide messenger RNA. The record is from the annotation of a GenBank genome assembly. Lineage: Eukaryota; Viridiplantae; Streptophyta; Magnoliopsida; Brassicales; Brassicaceae.